AUGUUCAAUCUACAGACGCGCGAUGGUGUAUCGAGCGUGCAACCACCUUUGUCUCAAGCAGUGGGGUAUGUCGUCGUUGUCGUCGUUGGUUUGGUUGUCGCUCUAGUCAUGAUGUUAAUCACUAAGGUUUUGAAGAAGACUACUGGAGAAGACAACCAGAAGACUGAGAUGUUCAUGACAGCCAAUCGUACUGUCAGAACCGGUCUCACUGCCUCGGCUGUGAUCUCUUCCUGGCUAUGGUCGACGGCAUUACUCGGAUCAUCAUACGUGGGCUACGAUUAUGGGGUCGCGGGGCCCUUUUGGUUUGCUGCUGGCUGCAGUCCAAUGAUUGUUUUCUUCGCUUUACUGGGUAUCUCUUGCAAGCGAAAGAUCCCGGAGGCCCAUACAUCCCUCGAAGUGGUGCGGAUUCGUUAUGGACGAACCGCUCACAUUGUUUUCAUUGUUUUGUGUCUGAUCAACAAUAUCUUUGCCUGUGCAAACAUGUUGCUUGGAGCCUCUGCGGUGAUCACGGCCAUGUCCGGAAUGCACAUUAUUGCUGCGACAUUCUUGUUGCCAGUCGGCGUGACAGUUUAUACAUUUGUUGGAGGCAUUAAAGCAACCUUCCUCACGGACUAUUUCCACACUGCAAUCAUUCUGAUUAUAGCAUGCUAUUUUACGGCCAAAGCGUUCUCCGUGGACCAAGUUGGCUCUGUAGGGAAUUUGUACGAGCUCCUUGUCGCGGCUGCUGAGCGCCACCCUGUUUCUGGCAAUCAAGGUGGAACUUAUUUGACCAUGAAAUCAAAGAGUGCCAUUAUUUUCGGCAUCUUGCAUACUUUGGGCAACUUUGGUCUUGUUAUUAUGGAUACCAGCUACUUCAUCAAAGCGUUCUCAGCAUCUCCUGCGGCGGUGGUCCCCGGAUACACCAUAGGAGGUAUUGCCUACUUCGCCGUGCCAUGGGGAUUGGGGACCGUGAUGAGCUCUAUCGCCCUGGGACUCGAGAACCAGCCCAACUUCCCAACCUUCCCUCGAAGAAUGACUACAUCCGAAGUCAGUAAUGGCCUGGUCCUCCCCUAUGCGGCGAUGACGAUCGCAGGGAAAGGUGGUGCUGCAGCAUCCCUCUUGAUCACCUUUAUGGCGUGUACCUCCACACUCUCCGCUCAAGUCAUCGCAGUCAGCUCCAUUCUCAGUUUCGACGUGUAUCGUGAGUACUUCAAGAAGUCUGCCUCUGAUCGAGAUUUGAUUCGCUCAAGUCACUUUGGCGUGAUUUUCUUUGCGGCCUUCUCUGCUGCCUUCAGCACAAUGCUACAUUAUGUUGGGAUUAACCUGGGAUGGACACUAUACAUGCUUGGUGUCGUUACCUGCCCUGGAAUCUUCCCAAUGGUGUUCACCAUCCUCUGGCGCCACCAAAGCAAGACCGCUGCUAUUCUUUCUCCAAUUCUGGGCAUGAUUACCGGACUAGCAGUCUGGCUUGGCACCGCUGCCCACUUCGGUGGGGAGGUCUCGGUCGAGACAACGGGUGAAGUGCUUCCUUGCAUGUACGGCACUGUGGCCUCGUGCUUUUCGCCCAUUGUGUAUUCUCUUGCAAUCACGUCUAUCAAGCCCCAGCGGUACGACUGGGCUGAUUUCAAGAAAGAAAAAUUGGCAUUGGAGAAACUAGAGUCCGAUUUGACUACCGCACAUCAUAGUGAGAGACCUGUCCAGGAUCAAUCCAAUAGCCUUGAAGAUGGAAGUGUGCGAAGUUCGGCAUUGGAUGCGCAGGAGCUGAAGAGGUGGGGCCGUAUUGCUGCAUUUUGGUCUAUCGCGACAUUCCUGGGCCAUUGGGUUAUUUGGCCGUUGCCUAUGUACGGGUCUGGUUAUAUCUUUGAGAAGAAGUUUUUCAUUGCCUGGGUGGUAUUUGGUAUCAUCUGGCUUUGGGGUACUAUGUUGAUAGCGAUUGUAUACCCACUUGUCGAUGGUGGAAUCCAGCAGAUUCUCCAGAUUUAUCGCGGUCUAAUUGGCCGCAAUGACGAUCCAAAUCAUGAUUCCAAUAUCAAGGGAGUGGGCGCAUCGUCCCCGUCUGCAGUAUCCGUCUCCGAUGAGGUUCAGGAUAAGGAGUGA
Penicillium longicatenatum is the source of this 2076-nucleotide messenger RNA. Its product is annotated as sodium:solute symporter family protein. Gene Ontology annotation, cellular component: plasma membrane. Gene Ontology annotation, biological process: urea transmembrane transport. Gene Ontology annotation, molecular function: urea transmembrane transporter activity. The record is from RefSeq and is a predicted model, not a curated record. The transcript is spliced from 12 exons. Lineage: Eukaryota; Fungi; Ascomycota; Eurotiomycetes; Eurotiales; Aspergillaceae. The coding region runs from base 1 to 2076 and encodes 691 amino acids.